Molecule: messenger RNA, 255 nt
Organism: Cooperia oncophora
Lineage: Eukaryota; Metazoa; Nematoda; Chromadorea; Rhabditida; Trichostrongylidae
Source: the annotation of a GenBank genome assembly
AUGAGCGACAAGGACAAAGGUGUGAAUGGAGCGGUAGUGAAGAGCAUCUGCAGCAAAAAAGCUAUCAGUCUGGAUGGCAGAAUUCAGGUUGGCGACUACAUCGUCCGAAUCAAUCAGGAAAAUCUGCGUAAUGUGACCUCAUCGCAAGCUCGUGCAAUUCUACGACGGACCAAUUUGAUUGGCACCCAGUGCAAGUUGGUCGAUUUCAAGCCUUUUAUUCCCUCACAUCUCUCCCAUCCAUACUAUUACUUCUGA